GUCACACAAGUGUCACAGUGAGUGGUUGUGGAUUGUUUUGUUGUGAUUUUUUUAUUUCGUUACGAAAUAUUAAAAUGUAUUAUAUUAAAUAACAGUUUUCCUCAUUUUCCAACAACGGUGAAUGAAACUAGUGACUUUUUCAAAUAUAUUAUUCGAAUCCGUUUGAUUGUUUCCGAUAUUAUUCAUUAUAAUACUUUUCUUACACCGAGCAUAUCUGUUUUUCAUGAUAUGUUUACAAAUUAUAUUUUUACAAUUUGCACGAGAAGCAACAGACCCAUAAUGGCGUCAUGCACUUGAUCAGUUUAAUGUUUUAUUGAAAUAAUUAAGGAUGUUCAAAAUGCGUAAGAACGUACGAAGAUUGACAAUCAUAACUGUUGCUCUAGUCACGACAUGGUUCUUAGUAUCUCACUUAUCACUAUUAGAUGUCCCGACGUCAGCACCGCCACAACAUAAAGUAGUAGAUCUUGAAGAUCGACUAGUUAAACUUCAGGUUAAAAUGGAUCAGCAAUUAUCUGAUAGUAACAAUUUGUUGGCUAAAGUGAAACAGCAUUUAAAGAAAAAUGCACACAGAGAAGUUAAGGAAAUGAUGGAGAAUGAUAUAGAUAUUGAAGGUGCUUCGAAUCCUAUUCUGCCAGUACUCGUAAUCGCAUGCGAUAGGAUCACAGUGAAGCGUUGUCUAGACAGCUUAGUCAAGUUUAGACCCAGCAAGGAGACCUUCCCCAUCAUAAUCAGUCAAGAUUGUGGGCACAACGCAACGUACCAAGUGAUAAAGAGCUUCACUGAGAUGGACCCCACCAUCACAGUGGUGCAGCAGCCAGACCGCUCAGAGAUACAGCUGCCGAGGGCCAAGGUUAAGUUCCGAGGGUACUACAAGAUCGCCCGACAUUACCGUUUCGCACUCAACCAUGUAUUUAAUACCUUGGGACACAAAGCUGUUAUUAUUGUUGAAGAUGACUUAGAUAUAUCGCCAGAUUUCUUUGAAUAUUUCUUGGGCACGUAUCCUCUUCUUCUGAAAGAUCCAAGUAUAUGGUGCGUGUCAGCUUGGAACGACAACGGCAAACGUGAAGUGAUAGACAUGUCGCGUCCGGAACUUCUACAUCGUACAGACUUCUUCCCCGGCCUCGGGUGGAUCCUGCGUAAAGACACCUGGGCACAACUAGAACCCAAAUGGCCAGAAGCAUUCUUCGAUGACUGGCUGCGUGAUCCAAAGAAUACAGACGGUCGAGCCUGCAUCAGACCAGAGAUAUCUCGCACCUAUUCAUUUGGAAAGGUGGGAGUGAGCAAGGGUCUGUUCUUCGACAUGCAUCUCCGAUACAUGCACCUUAACACUGAAUUUGUCGAAUUCACUAAACUCAACCUCACAUAUUUGCUCAAGGACGUGUACGACGAGACAUUGAUGUCUUCUGUGUACGGUUUGUCUGAGAUGACGGCUGAGGAGGUGAUAUCUAGCGCUGGCUUGGAGCCGGUCAGAGUGCCAUACUCCAAUGCCAAGACUUACCAGAAGGCUGCCAAGAAACUCGGCCUUAUGGAGGACUUUAGAAGCGGUAUACCCCGUACGGCGUACAUGGGUAUUGUAACCUGCUUCAUCCGCGGUCGCCGGGUCUACCUCGCACCCGACUACCCCUGGACCAAAUACGACCCUGCGUGGGGGUAGCGGUCACUACCUAAAAUAAUAUACCAAAAACACUAUUGAGGUCAUUAUGAACCAUUUCAAGUGAUUUUUGUGUAACCAGUGACAAGACUUCAGAAUGGCGCAAUCCGCUAAGUGAGAGCCAUAAACUAGAAAUUGACAAGACUAUAAAUUAAAUAAUGGAGAGAAUUUUGUUAUGUGUUGUUUUGUUAUUUACUAUUAUGUUUUAUUUUUAAUUGGUAAGGGUGCGUUCAUAAAAUACGUGAGAUGUUUAAGAGGGCGAGGGGGUCGAGUCAAAUCUCACCUAAUCUUACGUUGGAGGGAGGGGGGGUCCCGGCAAAUAUCACGUAUUUUUUUUUCUGAAUGAAGCAAAAAAAAAUUAUACUAUUUUGGUCCAUUUAAUCCAGAUUGCUUAAGAUUAAAUCUUAAGCAUACUCGUAAUACGAUUAAGAUCAUUCCCUAAUUCGUUCAAAAAAAUUAUUUCAUUUAUAUUAUGAAUGCCCCCUAAGUAAAAUAG
Messenger RNA from Papilio machaon (common yellow swallowtail), 2147 nucleotides. RefSeq names its product alpha-1,3-mannosyl-glycoprotein 2-beta-N-acetylglucosaminyltransferase (gene gly). Gene Ontology annotation, cellular component: Golgi apparatus. The record is from RefSeq and is a predicted model, not a curated record. The transcript has 9 exons. Bases 329 to 1654 code for a protein of 441 amino acids. Gene Ontology annotation, biological process: protein N-linked glycosylation. Lineage: Eukaryota; Metazoa; Arthropoda; Insecta; Lepidoptera; Papilionidae. Gene Ontology annotation, molecular function: alpha-1,3-mannosylglycoprotein 2-beta-N-acetylglucosaminyltransferase activity.